Molecule: messenger RNA, 468 nt
Organism: Echinostoma caproni
Lineage: Eukaryota; Metazoa; Platyhelminthes; Trematoda; Plagiorchiida; Echinostomatidae
Source: the annotation of a GenBank genome assembly
AUGUAUUUAACUACAGAAGAAUGUGUCGCUCACUCACCUGGCUCAGUCACUUCCCUCUCGCUUGGCCGAAAAUCUGGCCGAGUCAUGGCCACUGGAGGCGAGGAUCGACGAGUCAAACUCUGGGCUGUUGGAAAACCAACUUGCAUCCUCAGUCUGACUGGCCACACAUCUUCAGUUGAAGCGAUUGAGUUCAGUCAAGAAGAGGAUUGUGUGGCAGCAGGUUCCCUGUCCGGAUCUAUACGCAUUUGGGAUUUGGAACAGGUGAAAAGUAUCAACUCGUUAGAUUUUCAUCCAUUCGGGAACUUCGUCACUUCCGGUUCCGUGGACUCUCUCGUCAAGGUAACUAAUAGUCACUUGAUAUUUGCGAUCUCAUGUCAUUCCAAAAUUUUAUCUCUUUGUUCUAUGUCAGUAGUACUACCAUCCAACCCACCUACAAAACAUCGACUCAUAGUAUUGACUCUUCAAUGA